UCCUCCCAUUCUAAUGGAACAUAUAAAGAGAAUGCUGCUUACCCCAACGUUCUGUGAGAGCGGUUCAGAUACCCACUCCAGGUAUGCUGAGCUCUUCAAUAAACUGGACAUUAACAAAGAUGGCAAAGUGGACAUCACAGAGCUGCAGGAGGGGCUCCGAGCUAUGGGGAUGCCUACAGGCAAAGGCGCGGAAGAGAAAAUAGUGGCUGCAGGAGAUACCAACAAGGAUGGACAAUUGGAUUUUGGGGAGUUUAUCAAAUACUUGGAAGAACAUGAGAAAAAAAUGAAAAUCGCUUUUACAAGCCUCGACAAAAACAAAGAUGGAAGGAUUGAAGCAUCUGAGAUAAUGAACUCGCUCAAAACCCUGGGGAUAAACAUUUCUGCAGACCAUGCUGGCAAAAUUCUACAGAGUAUGGAUGCAGAUGGAACCCUAACAGUGGAUUGGAAUGAAUGGAGAGACCAUUUUUUAUUCAAUCCAGCAGAUAACAUAGAGGAAAUUAUCCGCUACUGGAAGCACUCAACUGUACUAGAUAUUGGAGACAGUCUCACAAUCCCAGAUGAAUUCACAGAGGAAGAGAAGAAGACUGGCCAGUGGUGGAGGCAGUUGUUGGCCGGAGCGAUGGCUGGAGCAGUGUCCAGAACAGGAACUGCUCCUCUGGACCGUCUUAAAGUCAUGAUGCAGGUGCACGGAAGCAAAGGAAACUCUAACAUGCUGGCGGGACUAAAGCAGAUGGUAAAGGAAGGAGGUAUCCGAUCCUUGUGGAGAGGAAAUGGGGUCAAUGUCAUUAAGAUUGCCCCCGAGACAGCCAUGAAGUUCUAUGCAUAUGAACAUUACAAGAAGCUGUUUACCUCAGAAAGCGGCAAGUUGGGUGCUGCUGAGAGAUUUGUCGCAGGGUCACUUGCUGGAGCAACAGCUCAGACGUCCAUCUACCCCAUGGAGGUAAUGAAGACCCGUUUAGCUGUUGGAAAAACCGGGCAAUACGAUGGCAUGUUUGACUGUGCCAAGAAGAUCCUGAAGAAGGAAGGUGUGCGGGCUUUCUAUAAGGGAUACAUACCGAACAUCUUGGGUAUCAUACCUUAUGCUGGCAUAGACCUUGCUAUAUACGAGACUCUUAAGAACUAUUGGCUUCAAACGUAUGCAACAGAUUCUGCGAACCCAGGGGUAUUGGUCCUGCUGGGCUGUGGCACUGCAUCCAGCACGUGUGGUCAGCUUGCCAGCUACCCUCUGGCCCUCAUCAGGACACGAAUGCAAGCACAAGCAUCCAUUGAGGGAGCCCCUCAACUCAGCAUGGGAGGCCUUUUCCGCAAUAUUGUGGCCAAGGAGGGUUUUUUUGGACUCUACAGGGGUAUUGCCCCCAAUUUCCUGAAAGUGCUUCCUGCUGUUAGUAUCAGCUACGUGGUGUAUGAAAAGAUGAAGGUUCGGCUUGGCAUCUAAUUGAUCACUCCGUCCAAUUUUCUUACUCAGGAACAUCAGUGUGUGCGCGAGAGUAAUUCUGGUGAAAAUCUCAACAUCUAAACUCUUCUGCUGCCAUCUUGUCUUACUGUGGAACUCACCAGCUGUGAAGCAGUUAAAAAAAAAAAAAUGCCAAAAACGAUUUUUACAUUUUUAUUUUUUGUGAUACCAACGUUUCCUUCCAGUUUUUAUUUUCUUUCUUUCUAUAUUCGAUUAAUUGGAAAAACUAUCAAGCCUUAGAAUCUGUCACGGGCUGGAUCAUGGAGCAUUAUUU
Pelobates fuscus (common spadefoot toad) is the source of this 1727-nucleotide messenger RNA. RefSeq names its product solute carrier family 25 member 24 (gene SLC25A24). Bases 14 to 1435 code for a protein of 473 amino acids. The record is from RefSeq and is a predicted model, not a curated record. The transcript has 10 exons. Gene Ontology annotation, cellular component: mitochondrial inner membrane. Gene Ontology annotation, biological process: transmembrane transport; ADP transport; ATP transport. Gene Ontology annotation, molecular function: calcium ion binding; ATP transmembrane transporter activity. Lineage: Eukaryota; Metazoa; Chordata; Amphibia; Anura; Pelobatidae.